Nematolebias whitei (Rio pearlfish) is the source of this 802-nucleotide messenger RNA. RefSeq names its product exosome component 5 (gene exosc5). The transcript is spliced from 6 exons. Bases 3 to 662 code for a protein of 219 amino acids. Gene Ontology annotation, biological process: rRNA catabolic process; U4 snRNA 3'-end processing; nuclear mRNA surveillance. The record is from RefSeq and is a predicted model, not a curated record. Lineage: Eukaryota; Metazoa; Chordata; Actinopteri; Cyprinodontiformes; Rivulidae. Gene Ontology annotation, cellular component: cytoplasmic exosome (RNase complex); nucleolus; nuclear exosome (RNase complex).
GCAUGAUGGAGGUCUCUGUUUCUUCUGCUUUUCUCAGAGAGUUUGGCUGUGAACAAACUUUACUGUCUCGACCUGAUGGUUCAGCUUCUUUCGUUCAGGGAGAUACGUGCGUAAUGGCUGGAGUGUAUGGACCGGCCGAGGUCAAAGUCAGCAAGGAAAUCUACGAUCGAGCGACCCUGGAGGUGCUGAUCCAACCUAAAGUGGGCCUGCCGGGUGUGAGGGAGCGAUCGCAGGAGCAGUGUGUGAGAGAAACGUGUGAGGCAGCGCUGCUCUUAUCUCUUCAUCCUCGCUCCUCGCUGACUCUCAUCCUUCAGGUUCUGCACGACGACGGCUCCCUCCUGGCCUGCUGCCUGAAUGCAGCCUGCAUGGCUCUGAUGGAUGCGGGUCUGUCCAUGAGCCGCCUGUUCUGUGGCGUGACCUGCGCCAUCACCGCAGACGGGCAGAUCGUCACCGACCCCACGGCCGCUCAGGAGAAGGAAAGUCGAGCUUUGAUGACUUUUGCUAUCGACAGCUCAGAGCGCAAAGCGAUCAUGUCCUCCACCAGAGGGUCGUUUUCCGUUCAUGAGCUGCAGCAGUGUUUAGCUGUGAGUCAGAAAGCUUCAGAGAAGAUCUUCCUCUUCUACAGGGACUCUGUGAGGCGGCGGUACUCCAAAAACCUCUGACGGAGGAGCAACUUUUGUCUCUUUGUGUUGUUUUUUUUUAAUAUAAAGCCUAAAAUAAAUCUGCUGUGAGCCACUCUGACCUGCGUCAGCUGAGCUGUACAGAAGACUCAAACGUUUCUGUUAAACGAUCAAAUAAAGAA